AAAAGAAGUGGGGAAGAACCGAGCACUGCGCCCAGUGCUCGGUGGCAGUGUCGAGGGAUGGCGCUGACCAUCAAGACAAAUCUUGGCCCACUCAAGGUGGAGCUGUUCUGUGCUCAGACGCCCAAGACCUGUAAGAACUUCUUGGCCCUCGCGGCGUCAGGAUAUUACGACAACACCAACUUCCACAGAAACAUCAAGGGAUUCAUGAUCCAGGGUGGUGAUCCUACGGGCACCGGCAAGGGCGGUCAGAGCAUCUAUGGUGGUUACUUUGAGGACGAGUUUGUCUCGACCUUGAAGCACGAGAGAAGAGGCUGCUUGUCCAUGGUGAACACUGGCCCAAACACCAACGGCAGCCAGUUUUUCAUCACGUACUCCAGACAGCCUCACUUGAACGGUGUGUACACCACCUUUGGCAGGCUGAUAGAUGGUUUGGACACCUUGGACAAGAUGGAGAAGGAGCCGAUCAACGCGAAGAAUCGACCCAUGAGACCCAUCAAGGUGGAGAGCAUCAUCAUCCAUGCCAAUCCCAUCGCAGACGAGGAGGCACAACAAUGAGCGAUGGGGCCUUGUACACAGAGGACGUGGUGGGACAAGUAGGGGUGGAGAAGACAGCUGGGUGUC
Molecule: messenger RNA, 621 nt
Organism: Cladocopium goreaui
Lineage: Eukaryota; Dinophyceae; Suessiales; Symbiodiniaceae
Source: the annotation of a GenBank genome assembly